AUGCCUGCAGCUCUUUGCGCACCUGUGAGUGUACUUACACUAUACACAUAUAGAAGGUGCGUAGCAGUAGCAGGGAUGGAGACGACGACACGGGAGCGCCAUGCUGUGUCACAACAUUCAGGUGAUGAGAGGACUGCCAAGAGCCAAAGAGUCAAUUCAGAUCCUUUCAGUUCUUUGAACAAGGGUUCGCAGGAAGGUGGAACAAUGGCGCAACCCUUAAAGAUCUCUGACUGGGAGCGCGAUCUCUUGGGAUCAUUGUUGACCACUGACCUUUGUGAAAGGAAUCACUGUGCAUUCCAUCGCGUACAGACGCCCUUGGUCAUAAAUGAAGAACUUUGCUGGAUUCCAGCGCUUGGAGGGGACCUUGGAUAUGGACUGGUGCUGACAAGAGCUCACAAGCAUUCCUUUGCCGACUACUACCGCUCAAGGACAUCCCGCAAGGAGGACAAUGAAUGGAUUGAGGCUUGCAGGCUUCUUACCCAACAAACCUUCGGUGGACGAGCGCUGCUGGCUGAACAUGGUGGGGCUGCAGAUGAUGACAAGGGGUGCUCCUGUGUAAACCAUGCCCACCUGCACAUCUUUCCUCUCGCUUUGCAAGAUGCAGACCGCGUUGAAGGUCAGGUUCUCAAGUACUUUUACACUCGUGCUGGUGCUGCUGAUAUGAUCUUGCAGUCGUGGGAGGACUUGGCAUCCCUGCCAAGCUGUGCCUACAAUGCACUUUCCUUUCAGCCAGGAAAGCUGCUGGUGUGGACUGAUCCAGCAAAGGUGAGGCUUUUGCCAUCCCAAUUUGUCCGCAGGGCUUUAAACGAUGCCAGAGGCUGGCCCGUGCCAGAGUUUGACUGGCGAGCGUUUCCCAAGCUGAACAACCAUAUUGAGACGGCCAACAAGCUCAGAUGGGCUGGGCAGUUUGUUGAGCGCACGGCUAGUGUGCUGUUGGACGGCAAGAGGACUUGUCGACCUUUUUGUUCGCAAGCUGCCAUUACUGAUCGAUCACCGGCCCUGUGCAAUGCAGAGACGCCUGCCUUCAAGAUCUUCAAGGAUCCGAAGGUGACAGAUGCGCCGGUUUAUCGCGAUGGCAAUGCAACAACUCCAAUUGAUCCGCGAGUGCUGCAAAGUAUGGUGGCCUAUGACGAGCAUCAUUUUGGGAACGCGAGCUCCGCGCACACACACGGCAGCGCCGCGGAGGUGGCCCUUCGCGACGCCAGGCAGAAGGUGGCGCUGCUAGUGGGAGCAGAUCCAUCCCAGGUCAUCUUUGUAUCCGGGGCCACAGAGGCUCGAACACAAGUGUGUUCUGGAAGCUUGCCGCAGAGUGGAACAGAUUGA
Molecule: messenger RNA, 1323 nt
Organism: Durusdinium trenchii
Lineage: Eukaryota; Dinophyceae; Suessiales; Symbiodiniaceae
Source: the annotation of a GenBank genome assembly